Molecule: messenger RNA, 939 nt
Organism: Elephantulus edwardii (Cape elephant shrew)
Lineage: Eukaryota; Metazoa; Chordata; Mammalia; Macroscelidea; Macroscelididae
Product: olfactory receptor 5J2-like
Exons: 1
Coding region: 1-939 (312 amino acids)
Biological process (GO): sensory perception of smell; G protein-coupled receptor signaling pathway
Cellular component (GO): membrane
Molecular function (GO): G protein-coupled receptor activity; odorant binding; olfactory receptor activity
Source: RefSeq, a predicted model, not a curated record
AUGGAUGAAGAUAAUUUUACAGUUGUUACUGAGUUUAUUCUUUUGGGACUGACAGACCAGGCUGAAAUGAAAAUUGUCCUUUUUGGGUUGUUCCUGGUGAUCUAUGCUAUUACCGUUGUGGGCAAUCUAGGUAUGGUCUUCUUGAUUUACAUCACUCCCAAGCUCCACACACCCAUGUAUUUUUUCCUCAGUUGCCUCUCCUUUGUAGAUGCCUGCUAUUCAACUGCCAUUGCACCCAAAAUGCUGGUGAACCUCUUGGUUGUGAAGGGAGCUAUUUCUUUUCCUGCUUGCAUGGUGCAACAUUUGUGUUUUGGGGUGUUCGUUACCACAGAAGGCUUCCUGCUUUCAGUCAUGGCCUAUGACCGUUACGUGGCCAUUGUGAACCCUUUGCUCUACACUGUCACCAUGUCAAGGAGAAAGUGUGUAGGGUUGGUCACUGGGUCAUGGAUAUGUGGAACAAUUAAUUCUUUAAUACACACAAUCAGCUUGGGAAGACUGUUCUUUUGUGGCCCAAAUGUUGUCAGUCACUUUUUCUGUGAUAUCCCCUCACUGCUAAAGCUGUCGUGUUCUGAUACCUCCAUGAAUGAGCUGUUGUUGUUAACCUUCUCUGGGGUCAUCGCCAUGGCCACAUUCUUGAUCGUAAUCAUUUCCUAUCUGUUCAUUGUGGUUGCUAUUCUGAGGAUCCGCUCAGCAGCAGGGAGACGGAAAGCCUUCUCAACCUGUGCUUCCCACCUGACAGCUGUGACCAUCUUUUAUGGUACCUUAAGUUUUAGUUACAUUCAGCCAAGUUCUCAGUAUUCUGUAGAACAGGAGAAAGUCGUUGCCGUGUUCUAUACAUUAGUGAUUCCCAUGUUAAACCCAUUGAUUUAUAGUCUGAGAAAUAAAGAAGUAAAGGACGCUGUGAAAAAGGCCAUGGAGAUGAAACAUUUUCCCUGUUGA